AUGGCCGAGUCUAAGCCUGCACAUCUUGAGCCUUCCAAGUUGGGGACAAAAGCUUACUGGGACGCCCUCUACACAACCGAGCUGACAACCCACACCUCCGACCCCUCACUAGAGGGCACAGUCUGGUUCGACGACUCGGACGCCGAGGCCAAAAUCCUGUCCUACCUCUCCCCCAACCGCGACGACUCGGACUCUGACAACGAAGACGACGACCACCCCCCCAACCCGCCCCCGCACGACCUCACCCCCAGCACAGCCUCCAUCCUUGACCUAGGCUGCGGAAACGGGUCCCUCCUCUUCUCCCUCCGCGACGACGGCUGGUCCGGCCACCUGUUGGGAGUCGACUACUCCCCCCACUCCAUCUCCCUCGCCAAAUCCAUCGCCCAGUCCCGCGAGAAUGAAAAUCUCAAGAGUGUAGAGUUCAAAGUCUGGGACGUCCUAAACGGCGACAUCCCCUCCAUCUCCCCCCCAACCGGCUGGGACCUCGUCCUCGACAAAGGCACCUUCGACGCCGUCUCCCUCUCCUCCGAAACCGACUCCCUCGGCCGCAGGAUCAACGAGGGCUACGGCGAGCGCGUCCUCCAGCUCCUCAAGACGGGCGGCGUCUUCCUCGUCACGUCCUGCAACUGGACCGAGACCGAACUCCGCACCUGGUUCGAGACCUCGACCGCCCCCAACGACGGAAAGACCAAACUGAAAAUGGCAGGCAGGGUAGACUACCCUAGUUUCAGCUUUGGGGGUGUCAAAGGGCAGACCAUCUCGACGCUGUGUUUUGAAAAGGUCGUUGUUGAGUAG
Molecule: messenger RNA, 795 nt
Organism: Podospora anserina S mat+
Lineage: Eukaryota; Fungi; Ascomycota; Sordariomycetes; Sordariales; Podosporaceae
Exons: 2
Coding region: 1-795 (264 amino acids)
Biological process (GO): peptidyl-lysine dimethylation; peptidyl-lysine monomethylation
Cellular component (GO): cytoplasm
Molecular function (GO): protein-lysine N-methyltransferase activity
Source: RefSeq, a predicted model, not a curated record